ACUGAUCAUACACGGCCGACAAGAUGAACGAACCAGAUGUGGAUCUCACGCAUGAGAUUAUGCCAAAAUGAUUCGCGAUUCCAAGCAAUAAACAGAAAAGAAUCCGAUCCGAUCUGAUCGGACGAGGAAGAAGAGUUUUGAAUUUGGUUUUGGUUUUGGGGGAAAGAAAUAAUAAGUAUAUCCAGAAAAAAAUGGGGUUGAAACGGUCCUCCUCUGGGCAACGGAACAGAGGAGGAUUCCGUGUUCCCGUUGCCGUUUUGCUCUUCUUCUUCAUUCUCGCACCUUCGCUUCUCUUCCUUGCAUCUCGUGGAACUACCACAACGACAACUACAUCGACGGAUCAGAGUGAUAUUCCCAAUGAAUCCAGUAAACUGAUGAUGGAUUGGAGAGAACGUCUGGCCAUGCAACAUAUGAAAUCCCUUUUCUCGAAAGAGAUUCUUGAUACCAUCACAACCAACACAGAUGACUCAGGACCAUGGAGUCUUGAUUUUUUCAGAAAGAACUAUUUGUCUUCUUCAUGGAAAAUUGACAGGCUAGAUGAUGAUGGGAUGAAUAAUGUCACUUUUUCAGAGCCAAAUGAGACAGUUUUGGAAGUAGAACGAGAGCCUCCUAAGGUCAAAGUGGAGAAUGUUGCUACAGCUGGGGAUUUGCCAGCAGGGGUUAAAGGGCGUAAUGAUGAUUCUGUCUCUGCUGAACGUUCUCAAUUCACAGAAUCUGCACCGAAACUGGCACGAAGGCAACUGAGGGAGAAAAGGCGUGAAAAGCGGGCAGCUGAGUUGGUCCAACAAGAUGACGAAGCAAUAGUUAAACUUGAAAAUGCUGCCAUCGAGCAUUCGAAAGCUGUGGAUUCUGCAGUACUGGGGAAAUACAGCAUUUGGAGGCGAGAGAAUGAGAACGAGAAUUCAGACUCGAAUGUGCGUUUGAUGCGAGACCAGAUUAUCAUGGCUAGGGUAUAUUCAAGCAUUGCCAAGUUGAAAAACAACCUCAGGCUAUACCAGGAACUAUUGGCUCGGAUCAAGGAAAGCCAACGUGCAUUGGGAGAUGCCAAUGCAGAUGAAGACCUACAUCACAGUGCUCCCGAGAGAAUCAAAGCUAUGGGUCAAGUCCUGUCGAAAGCCAGAGAAGAGCUGUAUGAUUGCAAGUUGGUAUCUCGGGAGCUUAGAGCAAUGCUUCAAUCAGCAGACGAACAAGUGAGAAGCUUGAAGAAGCAGAGCACGUUCCUAAGUCAAUUGGCGGCCAAGACAGUUCCCAAUGGAAUCCACUGCUUAUCUAUGCGCUUAACCAUAGGCUACUAUCUCCUCCCUCUUGAGAAAAGAAAGUUUCCAAAGAGCGAGAAUUUGGAAGAUCCAAAUCUUUAUCACUAUGCCCUCUUCUCCGACAAUGUCUUGGCUGCAUCAGUUGUUGUCAACUCAACUGUCUUGAAUGCCAAGGAGCCUGAGAAACAUGUCUUCCAUUUGGUAACUGAUAAAUUGAACUUUGGAGCCAUGAACAUGUGGUUUCUAUUGAACCCACCGGGGAAAGCCACCAUCCACGUCGAAAAUGUUGAUGAAUUCAAAUGGCUCAACUCAUCUUAUUGUCCUGUCUUGCGGCAGCUGGAGUCUGCUGCGAUGAAGGAGUACUAUUUCAAGGCGGACCAUCCAACCACACUUUCAGCCGGUUCUUCCAAUCUGAAAUACAGGAACCCUAAGUAUCUUUCAAUGCUCAAUCAUCUGAGGUUUUAUCUCCCCCAGGUUUAUCCUAAGUUGGAUAAGAUCCUCUUUCUGGAUGAUGACAUCGUGGUCCAAAAGGAUUUGACAGGAUUGUGGUCGGUCGAUCUGAAAGGGAAGGUGAAUGGUGCAGUGGAAACCUGUGGAGAGAGCUUCCACCGCUUCGACAAGUAUCUCAAUUUCUCCAACCCACACAUUGCCAAGAACUUUGAUCCCAAUGCAUGCGGUUGGGCCUAUGGUAUGAAUGUUUUCGACCUGAAAGAAUGGAAGAAAAAGGACAUAACUGGGAUCUAUCACAAAUGGCAGAACAUGAACGAAGAUCGGGUGCUAUGGAAGCUUGGGACAUUGCCACCUGGGCUUAUAACCUUUUAUGGGCUGACACAUGCACUCGACAAAUCAUGGCAUGUGUUGGGAUUGGGGUAUAACCCGAGCAUUGACAAGUCAGAGGUAGAGAACGCUGCAGUUAUUCACUACAAUGGGAACAUGAAGCCGUGGUUGGAAUUGGCAAUGACCAAGUACAGGUCAUACUGGAGCAAGUACAUCAAGUAUGACCAUCCAUAUGUUCGUAACUGCAAUCUGAGCGAAUAAUAGGCAGGCCAUGACACUGCACGACAUGGUCGGAGCCAUACAAAUGAUGGUAUACUUUCCUUUUUUCCGUGCUCUCUAUUGACAGAUGGCCGGAAAUCUGUUUUAAUGGUAGAGGUAGUGAGGUUGUUUUUAGCUUCUUUUAUUCUUCUUCCUUUGUUAAUUCAUUUCAAUUCAUUUCUCUGCCGAGAAUUGAUGUCACAGCCUUCCUUUCGAGGAAGCAAGGCUGUCUUGUCUAUGCAUACAAUGCAGGCAUGUACUUAGAAAAUUCCAUCUCUGCUCCGUCUGGUUCAGUGGAGUUGUACAAUGCGCAUUGUUGCUGCUUCUUGAGCAUAUUUCCAUUUCUUUCA
Molecule: messenger RNA, 2641 nt
Organism: Magnolia sinica
Lineage: Eukaryota; Viridiplantae; Streptophyta; Magnoliopsida; Magnoliales; Magnoliaceae
Product: polygalacturonate 4-alpha-galacturonosyltransferase
Exons: 12
Coding region: 192-2294 (700 amino acids)
Molecular function (GO): polygalacturonate 4-alpha-galacturonosyltransferase activity
Source: RefSeq, a predicted model, not a curated record